AUGGCAUUGCGUCGAUUUCAAGCUUUUCGACUAGUUGUCGGUGUUGUAUGGCGUUCUCUGUCGUCGUCCGUGUCUCCCUCCUACAAUGACGACGCACUUCACGCGGAAGACGACGAGCCGUCGUUCUCAGAGAUGUUUCGUCACUCGAAGUUCGCUCAGUUGGGCCCUUCCUUGCGAAACCGAGCGGUGGAGGGUAUAGUAGUGAAAGUCAUCGAAGACGACAUGUUUGUGGAUUUUGGCGGCAAAUUCUUCGCGACAGUGAAAAAGCCUGCUUUGACGCAACAAAAUCAAUGCUUUGAAGGGAUGCUUGUUCAUCUUGCACUGAAAGACUUGGAGAUUACGGAGCACUUUCUUGGUCACAGCAAACAUACAACGUUUUUAGAAGCUGAUGCAGAUUUAAAAGGUAUGCAGACAAGUCGUUCUAGACAGACAGCAGACACUCUCAAUGAUGAUGAACCAGCUACUAGAUGAGGAUGUAUAUAAAUGUGUCAUUAUAUUAGCUUAACUGGUAAUAGUUGAUAUUAAUGUGUAAAUAUAUUUGGUCAAGCGUAGUAUGAGUCAGUCAUGUGGCAUUACAGUAAAUCGUCAGGCUAAGGUCAGACUAACAUGUUGGUGGUCAGAUUUCUUCACACAAUGUGGUCAGUUGACUGAAAUUGGUACACAUUGUGUGACAAACUGUGAGCAGUUUGCAACCACCUA
Molecule: messenger RNA, 699 nt
Organism: Corticium candelabrum
Lineage: Eukaryota; Metazoa; Porifera; Homoscleromorpha; Homosclerophorida; Plakinidae
Product: small ribosomal subunit protein bS1m-like
Exons: 2
Coding region: 1-471 (156 amino acids)
Cellular component (GO): mitochondrial small ribosomal subunit
Source: RefSeq, a predicted model, not a curated record